CAGGAGCUGGAGUACUGCGAAUUUUUCGCUGGUGCUGCGAGGGUGUUUGAGGAGGUGAAGGGAGCAGCCUACCCUUCUACAGCAAUUGACAUAGAGUACAUGAAGAACCUUGCGCACGAGGGACGGACCAACCCGUUUGACUUCAUGACUCCUUGUGGGUUUGGGAUCGCAGUAUGGCUGAUAUCUCAAUGUCGCCCGAAGAACUUCUUCAUUCUACUUGCUACGGUGUGUAGCAGUUGGGUACACGUCAAUGCUGGUACAUCUAGACGUAGCAUGCUAUUGCCAGAAGGCCGGGAGGACUUGCCUUACAUACAGCUAGCAAACGGAAUGGCCUCAAGGACUUGCCUCUUAUGUCUUCUGACAUUGAUUCAAGGCGGAAGUUAUAUGGUGGAGCAGCCGGGUAGCAGCUGCAUGCCCCAUUACAAACGUUUUGUGUGGCUCUCCCGGGUCUCCAAAGUUUUUCGCAUUGCUUGGUGGAUGGCCCACUACUCAUCGCCAUCUCCGAAGAGACACCUAGGCCUGACGAACAAUGUAUGGGCAGACAAGUUGAACAAAGGGAAACUUACCAAAGAGGCCAGAGAGAAGUUGACCCUUAAGCCAGUUGACCGGACCGUUUCAAAAUCUGGAAAGCGGGGCUACAAAGGCAAUAAGUUGCUCAAAUCUACUCAGAUUUAUCCCCAACGCUUCGGGGUGGAAGUAUGCAAACUGAUGCCCAAGCUCAAGACCCAGGGUGAGGGGAUGCUUGAAACUACACAUGUUCGCACCCCUGCUUAUGAACUGCUCCGUGAGUACGAGAUGUCUGAUUGGUCAGAGGCCCAUCUCAAAGAGGUGGUGCAUUAUUUGUAUUCGAACACGUCUUUGAAAUUACCAUGGGAAUGGAAGCAGGCUUUCCCACUGCGCCUCUAAGGUCC
Messenger RNA from Cladocopium goreaui, 911 nucleotides. The record is from the annotation of a GenBank genome assembly. Lineage: Eukaryota; Dinophyceae; Suessiales; Symbiodiniaceae.